CCUUGCCCCUGCGUGUUUACGGUUAGGGUAGCAGCCGUAAAAUGAGGAGAUAAAACAAGUCAGCUUUGCCUAACAGACUGGAACUUCUUGUAGGUGGUCUAUCGCAGACUGCGAACAUGACAAACGUGUACUCUUUCGAUGGGAUCCUGGUGUUCGGUCUCCUGUUCAUCUGCACCUGUGCAUACCUGAAGAAGGUCCCACGGCUAAAGAACUGGCUACUCUCGGAGAAAAAGGGCAUCUGGGGCGUCUUCUACAAAGGUGCUGUGAUCGGUACGAGGCUUCACCUGGCAGUUGCGCUGUCAUGCGUGUCCAUGGCCUUCUACGUGCUCUUCAUAAAGUGACGGAGGAUGAGACAUGCUUGCGGACACUAUAGAGACAAUGUGCCAGACAAACCUUUAUGGCCAGGGCUGGUGUGUUGGACCAGCACUGCCCUCUGUUGGCGUGGAGGUCCAGACUCUGCACUUUCCCCAUCUGGUGUUCCCUUCAGGCACUAUCAACUACAUCCUGCAAUGACAAAGCAGAGAAAACACAUCAAUGUGCAAUUUACUUUUCAUUUAAUUGUUAAUACUGGAUGAUGAAUUGUAAGGAGAAAUAUAUAUAUUGGGUAAAGGUGAAGGAUGCUGUAGAGACUUUAUGUCCACAAUUAUAGACCAUGUUUUUAGAUUUUUUUUUUUAUUGUUGGUUACCAUUUAAAAAGUGAAUUAACAGUCUUAUUACUAAAGAAGAGCCAAAGGUUGCAUUACAGAAGAACUGUAGAAGUGAAUUUUGUCUCAGCUAGUAGGUGGGUUAUUUUUACAUUUGCUUCAAUGCAGUCUCAAUAAAAGGUUGGGAAAUGUGUCUAAGCUUUUCAGGUUCAUUCAGACCUUGGUUUAAGAGAUUGUCUCAGCAGGAUCCUUUCCAUAGUCCACACAUUUAAUAAAAGAAAGAUGCAAAAGAUCUGCAUAUCUGCCAGAUUUAAGUUUUCUAACAGCUUUAAUUGUUUUUGUGGAAGUCCAUUUAAUAUUAAGAUGAGUGCCUUUGGAUGAGGACCAAUUUAGGAAUAGAUAAAACAGUUUUUAUGUCUAAGUUACAGGGAAGUAAACAGGCUGUUAUAAAAUGCAAGUACAUCAAGCACAAGUUUUUCCUUAUUAUUAUAGCAUUGAUGAUCUGUUAAAAGAUCCGUAGUUGUAAUUGUAGCAUUAAUCUGUAGUCAAUAUCCUGAAUAGCAGAGAUCUGUAAAUAUAAUUUUAAGUGGAGGCAAUUUCUUAAACAGUGGAUGCAAGAACAGUUAUAAUCGUACAGAAGUUAUUACUGCAAAGGUUAAGCAAAAAAUGGAGAGCAUUCAGUUUAUGGAUGUGUGUGAUAUAUCCUUAUCACUCCUCUUAUAUUUUGUUGGAAGUUGCCAUAAUCAUAUCCUUGGUACAUUUAUGCAGGUUUUUUGAUCAAGUAAAGGAUUAAAUCAGAUAUGAUAGUGCUUUAAUGUUGUGAUGUUGUACAAUAGUGAGUCUCCUCGCAUUUAACUGCAAAAAAAUACAAGUUAUAAAAGCAAAUCACAAACCCAAAGCUGUUUUGGAGUACAAAGUGAUUUCAUUUUCUGUUUAUGUGUGUUGUAUUCUUGAAGAAUAAGAUGAAGGAAAAGUAAAACUUCUUUGUAAUCUUAAUGGCCGCUCUUUGUAUGAACACACUGUUUUAUAAGUCAGAGCCGCAGUUUUUAAGCUAUGAAUGGGGCAUGAAAAGGGCUGUGUUCUACAAUUUUCCGUUGGGUCUUACCACCACACUCCUCUAGAUUCUCUGUUGUGGCCAAAGUGUUUGUACAGGGUGGUCAAGAGCAGUUCUGAGCUCCGUUGCUUUCAGCGGGGAGACAUUAUGGGAAACGCUUCACCAUUUAGUGCAUACUGUUUUCAGGGGGUCUUGGACUGGCCUUCUUUCUGUUUCGUUUGUCAACCUGAAUUCAAGAAGCAAUCAAUAUUUGGCAAGCCAUAACUGUUCUUAGACUCCAUCUCACUAGAUAAGGGUGCAAAUAGUUUUAACUCAAAUGUUUUCCUGUAGCUGCUCUUUGCCUGUGUGCUCAGACUUGCAAAGGUUGCAAUCAGGAUCUGCAUGUCAUUAACUCACACAAUACAAACAUCAGCAAGUCCCUGGGGGCUGAAUGCAGGAAUCAUGAUGUGUGAGUGUGAGAGUGUGUGUGUGUGUAGGGGGG
This is a messenger RNA of Megalops cyprinoides (Indo-Pacific tarpon), 2179 nucleotides long. Its product is annotated as protein kish-B. NCBI's taxonomy places the organism in Eukaryota, Metazoa, Chordata, Actinopteri, Elopiformes, Megalopidae. The coding region runs from base 117 to 341 and encodes 74 amino acids. The record is from RefSeq and is a predicted model, not a curated record. The transcript has 3 exons.